Messenger RNA from Talpa occidentalis (Iberian mole), 243 nucleotides. Its product is annotated as V-type proton ATPase subunit e 1-like. Gene Ontology annotation, biological process: proton transmembrane transport. The coding region runs from base 1 to 231 and encodes 76 amino acids. The transcript is spliced from 2 exons. Gene Ontology annotation, molecular function: proton-transporting ATPase activity, rotational mechanism. Gene Ontology annotation, cellular component: proton-transporting V-type ATPase, V0 domain. NCBI's taxonomy places the organism in Eukaryota, Metazoa, Chordata, Mammalia, Eulipotyphla, Talpidae. The record is from RefSeq and is a predicted model, not a curated record.
AUGGCGUACAGUGUCCUCACCAUACCUCUCAUCGUGAUGACCAUGUUCUGGGACUUCGUGGGUGUAGGGGGGUUGUUGGUGCCCUGGUUCAUCCCCAAGGGCCCCAACCAGGGAGUUUUCAUCACCAUGUUGGUGACCUGUUCAGUUUGCUGCUAUCUCUUUUGGCUGAUAGCAAUUCUGGCCCAACUCAACCCUCUCUUUGGACCACAGUUGAAAAAUGAAACCAUCUAGUAUCUCAAGUAU